UCCACCAAAGCCAUUCCUCUCUCAUUCGCUCCGAUUUCCAAAAUCCCAUGGCUGGAUACCCACAAAACCCAUCCGGCUACAACUACGGGGCGCCACCGCCGUCUCAACAAUACUACUCCGCCGCGUACGGUGCUGCACCACCACCAUACGGCCAACACCAACAGUCGCCUUACGCACAUGCAGUUGCCAGCCCCUACGGUGCACCCUCUUACGGUGCACCCUUAUCCUCCCCGUUCGCGGCACUUCUUCCGUCGACGUUCCCUCCGGGAACGGAUCCAAACGUGAUUGCAUGUUUUCAGAUGGCUGAUCUGGACGGGAGUGGAGCUGUCGAUGAUAAUGAGUUGCAGAGAUCGUUAUCUGCGUAUAAUCAAAGCUUCAGUAUCCGUACCGUUCGUCUUCUCAUGUAUCACUUCACCAACAACAACACUAGAAAGAUCGGACCUAAGGAUUUCACUCAGGUGUUCUAUAGUCUUCAGAAUUGGAGGGCAAAUUUUGAAAAAUUCGAUCGAGAUCGCAGCGGUCGUAUAGAUGCUUUGGAAUUGAGAGAGGCACUUGCGAGCCUCGGUUUUUCCGUUUCACAUUUUGUCUUGGAUUUGCUCGUUUUGAAGUUCGACAAGACGGGUGGAAUGAAUAAGGCCAUCGAGUACGACCAUUUCAUCGAGUGUUGUCUCGUCGUUAAGGGGUUAACGGAGAAGUUCAAGGAGAAGGACACGGCAUACUCAGGCUAUGCAACAUUCAGUUACGAGGCUUUCAUGUUGACGGUUCUCCCGUUACUUAUUGCAUAAGACGGGUGCCCUUUGUCUGUUAAUACUGAAAAUUUAGAAAACCGUAUUCAGUUUUUCUUGUAAUUUUGUAACGUUGUUUGUAUAUUUUUUGUAUCGUCAACACAUUGU
Molecule: messenger RNA, 893 nt
Organism: Cynara cardunculus var. scolymus (artichoke)
Lineage: Eukaryota; Viridiplantae; Streptophyta; Magnoliopsida; Asterales; Asteraceae
Product: probable calcium-binding protein CML49
Exons: 5
Coding region: 48-785 (245 amino acids)
Molecular function (GO): calcium ion binding
Source: RefSeq, a predicted model, not a curated record